AGUAGAUUAGAAGUGAACCAAGACAAAAAUGUUGUCGUAAAGUAAAACAUGUGUAAUAUAGUUGGAGAAAAUAUGGAUUUGAAAUUAUCCAACAAAAAAAAUUCAGAUGAAACGAGUGCGUUUUUACAAAACGGCAAUACUGAAAGAUUUACAGUGUCUCAACAAAUAAGUGUGAACUUGAAAGAAACAACGUGCGGUGUUUGGUGUUUUAAAGGAGACUUUUUGCAAAAGUUCGCCAAUAAGAAAGCUUACGUUAUACUUUACGGGCUGUUGGGGUGCAUGUUUUCAGCUUCUUUUGCCUAUUUUAAUGGUACCAUUACGACGUUGGAGAAAAGAUUUAGGAUACCCAGUAGAACAACAGGUAUAAUCUCAGUAGGAAAUGACUUAAGUCAACUACUAAUGUCGGUAAUCCUAAGCUAUUACACCGGAAGAGGACACAGACCAAGAUGGAUGGCCUUAGGCAUGUACACUGUAGUUUUAUUCUGCAUUAUGACAGCCUUACCACAUUUCCUUUACGGCCCCGGCAUCGACGCUCUGGCUCUUACCAGAGAACAUGCUACCAACGAUAAUGCUUCUAUAGAAUUUUUGUUGGAGGAACAAAAAAGGUUUUUGUGUAGCAAUGAAACUACGAGGAAAAUUUCCGAGUGCGAAUUGGAAGGCGGAAGUUACGCGCCUCAAUUGAUUUUGUUUAGCGCUCAGUUUAUUUCCGGUAUUGGAGGAUCUUUGUAUUAUACUUUGGGAGUUUCUUAUAUGGAUGAUAAUAUUAAAAGAUCGAAAACUCCAGCAUUAUUUAGCUUUUCCUAUUUCAUAAGAAUGUUAGGCCCAGCUAUAGGACAUGGCCUAGCAUCAAUUUGCCUGAAACUGUACAUUUCUCCAGGAUUAACACCCACCAUUGACACUAAAGAUCCCAGAUGGUUGGGAGCCUGGUGGUUGGGUUGGUUGAUCCUAGCAUUUAUUCUUUUCGUAUUUGCGUCAUUAUUAGCACUAUUCCCUAAAACAUUACCUAGAGCAGCUGUUAGGAAAGAAAUCAAAAGACAGGCUUCUAGAGUGUCUAAUAAGCCUAUGGACGAAGAACCACCUUUACCUUCAUUUAAAGAUAUGAUUGUAACAUUUAGAAGACUAGCUUCAAAUAGAACAUUAAUGCUUAACAACUUUGCAGCAGUUUUCUAUUUCCUAGGCUACAUGCCCUAUUGGAUAUUUUUACCAAAAUACAUCGAAACCCAAUAUAGGCAAUCGGCUUCAGCUUCCAGUCUUAUUACAGGUAGUGCAGGGCUGGUUUUUUCAGCAGUCGGAAUUCUACUUUCUGGACUGGUAAUUUCAAAAUUUAGACCCAGAGCCAGAUAUCUGGCUGCUUGGAACGUUUUGGUAGGUGCUGUAUCUGUCAUGGGAAUAAUUUCUUAUGCCUACUUGGGAUGUACUGAUAAUGAUAAUAGAGCGCCACUUUUGCCUAAUGGAGAAUUGAAUCCAAUAUCCGAUUGUAACUCAAACUGCCAUUGCGGCUACAUUAAAUACAAUCCAGUCUGUUCUUCAGAUGGUAGAACUUUUAUUUCCGCCUGCCAUGCCGGAUGUAAAAAAGUUGUAAAUCUAAAUGGGACUGAUGUCCAUAGUGAUUGCUCUUGUAUCAAGAGCGAAAAUAAUCCAAAUAAAGCUACAGAUAGGCUGGAGAAUUUUGUAAUGCCUGGAAGUUGCUCGGUGGAUUGCUACUCGCAAUUCUAUAUGUUUUUGUGCGUAGUUUGUUUGCUCAAGUUUAGCGGAGCUACUGGAAGGGCUUCGAAUUUUUUGGUAACUGUAAGAUGUGUAGAAGAAAAAGACAAAUCUGUAGCUAUGGGAUUUGGACUGAUGUUGAUGAGCCUAUGUGCAUUUGUACCUUCUCCAAUAUUGUUCGGAAUUAUUAUGGAUAAAGCAUGUUUAGUCUGGGGUAAAACAUGUAACGGAAAUGGAAAUUGUUGGUUAUACAAUGGAGAAACUCUCAGGUAUACUGUAAACUUUACUGCAGCAGCUUUUGUAUUAGUCGGUACAGUAUUCGAUGCUGCAGUUUGUUAUUACGUGAAAGACUUGCAGAUUUUCGAUGAAGAAAUUGAAUUGGAAGAAGAGGAAAUGAAUAAUAGUUCAAUAAAGUGAUGAUUUU
Messenger RNA from Ceutorhynchus assimilis (cabbage seed weevil), 2128 nucleotides. The record is from the annotation of a GenBank genome assembly. NCBI's taxonomy places the organism in Eukaryota, Metazoa, Arthropoda, Insecta, Coleoptera, Curculionidae.